AUAGCGGCGAAAAUCGGGGGGGACGCAGCGACGACAGUGAAUAACAACACCCCCGACUUCGGCUUCGGGGGGCAGAAGCGGCAGCUGGAGGAUGGCGACCAGCCAGAGAGCAAGAAGCUGGCGGCACAGGGGGACUCGCUCCCGACCCAGCUGGGACCCAUUCACCCCCCACCCAGGUCAACAGUGACAGAGGAAUACCGUGUUCCUGACGGCAUGGUGGGACUCAUCAUUGGCCGCGGUGGGGAGCAGAUCAAUAAGAUCCAGCAGGACUCAGGCUGCAAAGUACAGAUCUCCCCAGGUAAGGGGGGGCCCUGGGAUCCCCCAAUUCCCCGGGACGGGGGGCCCUGGGAUCCUCCUCAGAAGGCAAAGCUGAUGCUGGACGACAUCGUCUCGCGGGGGCGAGGGGGACCCCCAGGCCAGUUCCAUGACAAUGCUAACGGGCAGAACGGGACAGUGCAGGAGAUCAUGAUCCCCGCCGGGAAAGCCGGCCUCGUCAUCGGCAAGGGCGGCGAGACCAUCAAGCAGCUCCAGGAGCGAGCCGGGGUGAAGAUGAUCCUGAUCCAAGACGGUUCCCAAAACACCAACGUCGACAAACCCCUGCGGAUAAUUGGGGAUCCCUACAAAGUCCAGCAAGCCUGUGAGAUGGUGAUGGACAUCCUGCGCGAGCGCGACCAGGGUGGCUUCGGCGACCGCAACGAAUACGGUUCACGCAUCGGCGGUGGCAUCGAUGUGCCGGUUCCCCGGCACUCGGUCGGCGUCGUCAUCGGACGCAGCGGGGAGAUGAUUAAGAAAAUCCAGAAUGACGCAGGGGUGCGGAUACAGUUCAAACAAGACGAUGGGACGGGCCCCGAGAAGAUCGCCCACAUCAUGGGCCCCCCCGAGCGCUGCGAGCACGCCGCCCGCAUCAUCAACGACCUCCUCCAGAGCCUGCGGGUAGGGGGGGGGCGGCCCGGGGCGCCCCGAAACGGGGGCGACCGUCCUCCCCCCCCCACCCUGACGCCUCCCUUCCCC
Messenger RNA from Haliaeetus leucocephalus (bald eagle), 1011 nucleotides. RefSeq names its product far upstream element-binding protein 2-like. The annotation marks the transcript as partial. Gene Ontology annotation, molecular function: mRNA binding. Gene Ontology annotation, cellular component: cytoplasm; nucleus. The record is from RefSeq and is a predicted model, not a curated record. The transcript is spliced from 10 exons. Gene Ontology annotation, biological process: regulation of gene expression. NCBI's taxonomy places the organism in Eukaryota, Metazoa, Chordata, Aves, Accipitriformes, Accipitridae.